CAUACAUACUUCCAAGUCCUCGAUCUCGGAGAAAGCUUCACAAUAUGGAGUGCCCACCCAUCGUGAAUGAACCCGAUGCACUCAAUCAAAGCUUACCUCCCACAUUCAAAGCCUGAUACUCUCCACGCUACCCCCACAGCCUGAGCAGCGGUCCCUGGGACGUGAUGGAUCCGUAUUUUGGUCUCUUCCAUCUGAUACAUAAGGUGUUCUGCAAGAUGCAGAUGAAGGAAGACUGAUACUCUCGUGUCGUUCUCACUUGGGCCCCCACCUCUCCCCAGCCUCUCGGUGAGAACGACCAUGCAGCAGCGAGAGCGUACACUCCAACCGAAAACGUCUGGGACUCUCUCCAUCGUCACUUCGUUCAGCGUUGUUGCUUCGGGAUCUCGCAGUGGGAGUGGGAAAUCCGGGAAAAAGCCGGGCAGAAGGGUGGAGGAUGGAUGUGCCCCACCGUGGUCACCAACCGGGGCGCUGAUUCGUCUGUUCAGCAGGAAACGCGAGGAUCAGACUGUGCACUCCUCCGUCGGCGAACGGCCAUCCACCAAAUCGCUCAGGAAAGUUCGCUCAGACGCCGCCGUCAACAGAGGCAAGAGCGAUCAGGAAGAGGGAUACCGCUCGCACGAAGACAUCAGCACCAGCCCCCGCCCGCCCGGCCUGCAGCGCACCCCGACGCGAGAAACCCUGGCCAGAUUCGUGUGGCCGCCCCGCGGCAGCAAACACCCGAGCCCGCGCCCCGCCCGCAGAUCCCAUAGACCGCCCAUGCUGGACUCCACGAGUCCGGCCUUCCGCAACGACGACGAUCCCGGGUGCCUGAGCGCUGCCGCGCUCACACGUACGGAUUCGCCCAUCAGCAACGCCAGCCCCGUCGAGUUCUUCUUCCCGCAGUCCAGGCCCGCUGGGCCAGCGACGCGGUAUCAGCGCGUGACGACCGGCGUGGACGAGCCUUGUGUGGCUGAGCCGGAACCUCGGGUGUUGGGUCGCUCGGCGACUGUGCUUGAUGCGCGGAGCGGUACUAAGGCGGCGCGGAUACUACUCGGGGGUGCGCCCGGCCCGGCAGGGUCUUGCUUCUCUGAUGAUGGGCGCGCGGGAUAUGCGCGUCGGCGAUCGAGCAUCUCGGUGCCCCGGGAACUGGGUGGCGGCGCGCUCGGUGACGCCGCGGUGCCAUGCAAGCUGCAGCACAAACUGCACAAACGCUCGCGGAGCGGAUCCGCGCGGUGGUCGACGCCUAAUACGUCGCGAAAAGGCUUGCUCGACGCGGGCACUCUGCCUCGAGAGCCGGCCCUGCAGGACCUCCCCCCGACUAAUAUGCAAAAUCCCACGCUGAGACUCGCUGUAUAUUCUCGACCCUCGGAUGACACCCUCGCCUUCGAGUGGGACACAGAACCACAGUCCGCGGAGCCCAGCGCACCGGACUGGACGGGCGAGUGGAACGUGGGGGACCUGCAACAGGUCAUCGGGGCGUUGCGGACUUUGCGAUGCGUUGAUAUCACCGAGUACGAUCAGGCGCUGCUCUGCAGUGGUGCAAGUGGGCUGUACAAUUAUUCGAGGAGUGAGGGCUCUGUUGGUAUGCUUCAGUCGCGUGUGUGAGAUCGGAGACAGUCUUUUGUUUGUUUGUUAUAUUAUCAGCUCAUGAUUACUGUUUUAACGGCAGGAAAGUAUUUCUCGAUAUGGACAGGAGUUAUUCAAAGAAGCUUGUACAAAAAAAAGUACCUUCGACUCGUUCUGUCUCGUAAGGAUGCAUCAGUCAAGAGAACACCGUCAUUCGCAUGAUUGCCGUGAUGGCAUCACUUCCUUCUGCGGCAUCUGCUCACCCAAGACC
Messenger RNA from Mycena citricolor, 1816 nucleotides. The record is from the annotation of a GenBank genome assembly. Lineage: Eukaryota; Fungi; Basidiomycota; Agaricomycetes; Agaricales; Mycenaceae.